Molecule: messenger RNA, 1104 nt
Organism: Fibroporia radiculosa
Lineage: Eukaryota; Fungi; Basidiomycota; Agaricomycetes; Polyporales; Fibroporiaceae
Exons: 5
Coding region: 1-1104 (367 amino acids)
Source: RefSeq, a predicted model, not a curated record
AUGCCAUUCCCCCUCUCUAUCUGCCAGCGGCAUCCUAGAUAUGUCGUCCUACUCGCCGUGCUCGUCUUUGGGACAUUCGUGUUUAUUUCUCCCAAUGAUACCUUCUCAUCUCACCUGGGCUCGUACCAGAUCAACCGCCUCGUCGACCUCGAUCUCCCAGACAGGGUCGCUCAUGCAGAGACGAUGUACGAGCGCACGCUUGAUCGUCGGCAAGAUAUGAUCAAGAAAUUUGGGCCCAAUCCCAGCCAGGUCGUCAUGUUCCCCCCGGAUCGUGAGCCGUGGCCUGCAUACACUGUUUGGGAUUUUUUCCCUCCAGCUUUCAACUGCCCCCAUGAAGUCGAGAGGAUUGGCGCCCUCGGAGACGGCGGCAAAUGGGUCUGCGGACUGUCGCGCUUGGUGGACAAACCAGACUGCGUUGUGUAUUCAUUCGGCCUUGACUGGGAGUCGUCGUUCGAAGCUGAGUUGCUCGAGCGAACACGACACUGCGAAGUCUGGGGCUACGACUACACUGCGCGGGGUUUCGGGCGCGCCGUGCGGUCGGGCCUGCGCCCGCGUACGCACUUUGCGCGUCUUGGAAUGGGUGCGUCGGAUUCGCACGGUCCAUCUGACGAGCCGAAGAUGUGGACGCUGCAGAGCCUGAUGAGGGAGAACGGGCACACACAUGUCGACCUCCUACACAUUGACAUUGAGGGCUGGGAGUUUGAGGCGCUUCGCGCGAUGGUGCGCGACGUUACAGUCCACGCUGCGGUCGAGGGCACCGAACGCGCGGUACUGCCGUUCGGGCAGCUCCUAAUUGAAAUGCACAUCUGGCACCAGCGAUUUGAUGAUUUCUUGGCAUUCUGGGAGUUGCUGGAGGGAGUGGGAUUGCGGCCGUUCCGGUCGGAGGUCAACUUGGUAUAUGCCAAUUACAACCGCCAGAGUGGGGUUGAGCUUGCAGAUUAUUCUUUUAUCAACAUUAGAGGCGACAAUACCUUUGUCUCCGACGGUCCCGCAAAGGGACUUCCUGCUGCUGGCGAUGCUGUUGUCGACUCAGAACGGGACGGACAGGCAGACGAGCCGGACGUCCGGAUGAUUCGACACGCGGCUGCUGCGGUAGACCCGUAG